Messenger RNA from Protopolystoma xenopodis, 324 nucleotides. The record is from the annotation of a GenBank genome assembly. Lineage: Eukaryota; Metazoa; Platyhelminthes; Monogenea; Polystomatidea; Polystomatidae.
AUGGAUCUGAUGACGGUAGUCCGGUUUCCAUCCUCUUCUCGCAUGAAUCUCACACCAACAUCUCAUCUGCCCACACUGCUCCCGGAGCCUGGACGGCCUGUGCUCUCACAGUCUCAACUCCCAACGGCCAGGUCGUCCCAUCUCCAUCGUCCAUCCGCCUAUCAAGCAGUCUUUCACCCCAAUCGCCCAGUCGUCCAGUCGCAGAAACAUGCCUUAACGCCAGCCGAGACGAAAUACUAUUUGCCCAAAGGCCUGCCUGUCUUACCAAUUUUGUCGUCGGCCUGGGCAACAACAGCUAAUGUCACUGUUGCUCGGCCUGUGUAA